AUGGACGGGGCUGCGGGAAUGCGUCACCUCUACGGAGGAUAUCCGUACCAAGGACAAGGUCGAAUGAAUCAACUGGGCGGCGUAUUCAUAAAUGGACGACCUUUGCCAAAUGUGAUAAGACUGAAAAUCGUCGAGAUGGCUGCAGCAGGAGUCAGGCCGUGUGUGAUAUCACGUCAAUUGAGGGUGUCACACGGUUGUGUAUCGAAAAUACUGAACAGAUAUUCCGAGACUGGCUCGAUAAGGCCGGGAGUAAUCGGAGGAAGUAAGCCACGUGUUGCCACGCCGGAAGUUGAAUCCAGAAUCGAGGAGCUCAAACGCGAAAAUCCGGGUAUUUUUGCGUGGGAAAUUCGGGAUAAACUUAUUAAGGAAAACUUUUUGGAUCCUCCGAGCGUGACUUCGAUCAGUAGACUGCUUCGGGGAGGAAGACCGGGCGAUGACAGCAAGAAGGAUUAUUCCAUCGACGGGAUCCUCGGUGGUGGUGCCUGUGGCGACGAUUCGGACGUAGCCAGCGAGCCAGGCAUUCCCCUGAAGCGUAAGCAGCGUCGGAGCAGAACGACGUUCACCGGCGCCCAAUUGGAGCAACUGGAAACGGCAUUCCUCCGUGCUCAAUAUCCGGACGUUUAUGCUCGAGAGGAGUUGGCCCAGCGUACGGGUUUGACGGAAGCUCGAAUCCAAGUCUGGUUCAGCAAUCGGCGAGCUCGUAUGCGCAAGCAUUCCGGAGGCAUCGGGCACGGACUGCCGAUGACGCCCUGUCAAUACGCCGCUGCGAGUCACGAGCUCGGGCAACUGUCGCAAGUGCCGCAAAUGACAGGAGGAAUCGCCCAAAUACCGACGAGCCUUCAUCAGUCCUCGACGACCAGCGUGAGCCAGGGCCCGAUUGGAGCGCCUCCGCAAAUGACCAGCUCGAUUCCUCAAAUCCCAACGACCCUGAGCGAGGCCGUCCAGGCUGUCACGAUUUCCAGUCACUUGAGCGGCAUCCCCGGCCACGGGGGGGGCAUGCAACUUGGCCAACUGUCCGGGUCCAUCCCGCCGCCUGCAGCUCAUGCAGCGCCUGGAUCUCUGUCUCACAAUACCGCAAACGCAGAUUGGUCGCGAGCACAACUGGGCUGGGGACAAUUCAAUCACUUUCACGGCGGUGAUUACGGAGCCUCGGGUCAUCCCGGCCAUCAUCAUCAUUCGUCCCACACGAGCCUCGGCGCCCAAGUGCCCACUGGAACGAACCCAUCCUCCGCCGAAUGGUACGAUCAACAAAGUUACGAUUACGCCCAGCACGCCCAACUCAACUAUCAUCGCAGUGCCGGUGGCAUAUUUUAACGAAAUGUCGGAAAAACA
This is a messenger RNA of Venturia canescens, 1332 nucleotides long. RefSeq names its product gooseberry-neuro (gene gsb-n). Gene Ontology annotation, biological process: regulation of transcription by RNA polymerase II; anatomical structure development. The record is from RefSeq and is a predicted model, not a curated record. The transcript is spliced from 5 exons. Lineage: Eukaryota; Metazoa; Arthropoda; Insecta; Hymenoptera; Ichneumonidae. Gene Ontology annotation, molecular function: DNA-binding transcription factor activity, RNA polymerase II-specific; RNA polymerase II cis-regulatory region sequence-specific DNA binding. The coding region runs from base 1 to 1314 and encodes 437 amino acids.